AUGUUACUUGGUAAAGUAGGUAACAAAUCGAUUGCAUUUAUCAAUCAUAAACCGUUUCAUCCUGGAAAUCUAGUCAACUUGGAAAGAAUUUGGUUAGCUGAGCAACAAGCAAAAGAAAAUGAAAAAAAGCAAAAGGAAAUGUUGGAACGUCGAAAACAUGAAGUUCAAAUCGAAGAGUUACGUAAAACUUUAAGAACAAAAGAACACGAACAAUUAGAAGAGUCGAAACGUCUUACUGAAACAUUACAGUCUAAUUCCAUUUUGAACACAUUUAGUGCAAAAGCUCAAAAAGAUAGUUCAGUUGGGCUUAUUUUACCAAACCACUUAAAACGAAAACGCAAUGAACGAUUUGUUAAAAACCAUCAGAAGAAACAAAAAACAAGGCACUUAUCAGCAAGUACCACAUUUAAAGUUUUAUCGAAAUACAAAGAAGACGUUGUUCAGAACGGUCACGCCAAUGUUUGGGGUUCUUAUUACGAUACUUCUCGGUCGUGUUGGGGUUAUGCAUGUUGUAAAGAUACUCAAAAGGAUUCUAUAUGCCAACAUAACAAGCAAGAAUAA
Messenger RNA from Hylaeus volcanicus, 561 nucleotides. RefSeq lists its product as uncharacterized. NCBI's taxonomy places the organism in Eukaryota, Metazoa, Arthropoda, Insecta, Hymenoptera, Colletidae. Gene Ontology annotation, molecular function: pre-mRNA 3'-splice site binding. The transcript has a single exon. The record is from RefSeq and is a predicted model, not a curated record. Gene Ontology annotation, biological process: mRNA splicing, via spliceosome. Bases 1 to 561 code for a protein of 186 amino acids. Gene Ontology annotation, cellular component: spliceosomal complex.